Messenger RNA from Caretta caretta (loggerhead turtle), 3314 nucleotides. Its product is annotated as testis-specific serine/threonine-protein kinase 2. Gene Ontology annotation, cellular component: cytoplasm. The record is from RefSeq and is a predicted model, not a curated record. Lineage: Eukaryota; Metazoa; Chordata; Testudines; Cheloniidae. Gene Ontology annotation, biological process: intracellular signal transduction; protein phosphorylation; microtubule cytoskeleton organization. Gene Ontology annotation, molecular function: ATP binding; tau-protein kinase activity.
AUUUCUAAAACUGGACAAAAACAGAUUUAAAAGAGAAAGCUGUUCCCUAGAGUUGUGUGUGUUUGCUGUUCUGUAGACUCCCUUUGUGUUCAUUUUACUUUCAUAAGACACACACAAAAAGAAGUAUCCUAUAACUGAAACCAAUCAGUUCUCUUAGCCAAGCUAUGAUCAAAAUACAAAAUGGAGUAGCAGGCUAAGAAGCAUACAUAAGUAUCAAAGCACAGGAAUCAUAUACUUUCCAUAGCCAAAGAAUGGAAAAAACACUUCAAUUAUUUCUCUUCUCCUCUUGUGAGAGUGAAUGGAAUAAUCAUUUUACCAGGAUGUUACAGUACAAAAACAAGGUGACAGUGCUUGUGGAUGAUGUGCUGGAAUGUUGCUUUGGUUUUUGGCUUCCAGUUGCUUUUCAGUAGGUCUGACAAAGGCAUUUAAAUUCACUAACCCCUAGUAACAGCAGCUCUGAUUUGUGACAUCAUAGCCCCACAUCAUACAUUAAACAAUGCUGAAGAUUCUACAACAUCUAACUCAAGAGAAGCAGGGCAUCUCAGAUGGCCACCAUGGAACAUAUAACAACAGGCUUCUGGCAUACGUGAUGCACAGUCAACUUCAACUUAUGAAUCACUUGUUGCCUCUGGCACCAUGGAUGAUGUUGCAGUCCUUAAAAAGAGAGGCUACAUCAUGGGGGGAAAUUUGGGAGAAGGGUCUUAUGCUAAAGUGAAAUCUGCCUACUCCGAUCGACUGAAAUUUGAUGUAGCAGUAAAGAUCAUAGACCGGAAAAAAGCUCCUCAUGACUUCCUGGAAAGAUUUCUCCCCAGAGAAAUAGAGAUUUUAGCAAAAGUGAAUCACUGCUCCGUGGUCAAAACCUAUGAGAUUUUUGAGACCUCUGAUGGCAAAGUCUACAUUGUGAUGGAGCUGGGUACAAAAGGAGACUUACUGGAGUUCAUCAAGAGCAAAGGGGCUUUGACUGAAGAUGUAGCUCGCAAGAUGUUUCGCCAGCUGUCUUCUGCCAUCAAGUACUGCCACGAUUUGGAUAUUGUCCACAGGGAUUUGAAAUGUGAGAACCUCCUUCUAGACAAAGACUUUAAUAUCAAACUGUCAGACUUUGGCUUUUCCAGACGACUGACUCGAGAUGAAAAUGGCAAAGUUAUUCUCAGUAAAACCUUCUGUGGUUCUGCUGCGUAUGCAGCCCCUGAAGUGUUACAAGGCAUUCCCUAUCAGCCUAAGAUUUAUGACAUAUGGAGUCUGGGUGUCAUUUUGUAUAUAAUGGUCUGUGGAUCAAUGCCAUAUGACGACUCAAACAUUAGAAAAAUGCUAAAGAUUCAGAAAGAACACAGAGUGCACUUUCCCAGGUCUAAAAACUUGACAGUUGAAUGCAAAGAUCUUAUUUACCGCAUGCUGCAGCCAGACGUGGCUCGGAGGUUGCACAUAGAUGAGAUUUUAAAUCAUAUUUGGAUGCAUACUCCAAAAUCCAGAGUUCCUUCAGCAACUUCAUUUGUAAAAGAGGGAGAGUGUUCUCGGAAUCUUGGCAAGUUAAAGUCAGAGCACAAACAGGAAAUAGAACCCCCGGAGGAAUCUCAGCCAGAUAGACCAGAUUACAAAACGGAGUUUAAAGCAGUACCCAGAUUGGAGGCAGUACCGGAAGCAGAGGAUGCCGUUCCCGAAGAAGAGCAAGAGGAAGUUAAUGACCUUACAGAUGAAAUGCAAAGAACAGGGAUCAAAAAUGGUGAUGACUAAAGAAUAGCCACCUGCAAGAGUCGUUUGCAUGGCAUCAGCACAACUAAUGAAUAAGACGAUGAAGUUAGUUUUGAAAAACAAGAGCCCGGAACAGGAGAAAGUAAAGUCCAUUCAUAACAAGCAAUUAUUUUAUAGCAAUUCUAUUAAAUUUUCUUCUUAGUAACCAUGUUGCUGAAUUGAAGGGUUAAAUAAGGAGGUAGAUUUUCCAAGCCAUCUAAUAGAUUUGUAUGCCCAAUUCACAUCAGGCCUAUGGAGUACUUUUUCCAUAGCUGCCUCACGGUUGAAUGCUGAAAUGCUGCGGUGAGUUAAGGUUUCUUUUGCGCAAUGUUUCAUCACAGUCUCAUGCCCCUUUCACAUUUGGGCAUUAACACAGUGGCAGCUAGCCCUCUCCCAGCCUGUUCUGUUACAUGCAUAGGGAAAAAGGGUCACGGUUUCCUUUCAUAGUCCAGUACCGCAGUGUUGCUGGAGUUACUGGGUGGGCCAAUUUCUCACCUCACUAAGAUUUACUAGCGAUUCAAUGCAGCAGCAUCACAACAGCAGGCUUGGCUCUUUUUUUUUUUUCCCCUCUUCAUUUUCUGAUGCAGAGAAAUGGAUUUUGCUAAACCAUGUCACAGUGUAAAUGGAGCGCUGAUAUGCAAUUGAUUACAAGUGCUGAUCUGCUUACCUGUAGGGAAAAGGCAAACUGCACUACUAAGACCCCUAGAUUUGUCAUAUUCUAAUAACAGGGAACUAUUAUUGUUUAAUGCAGCGAAGGGGACGCCCUCCCUUACAAACCGUAGCUGGGCCUGGAAACGUGCCUUCUGUUAGAAGUAACACCUGAGAUUACUGGAACUCAAGAUUUGCCUCACUUCACUUUUACUUUGUAAAUUUGACAGCACUGUGUCUAGCUAAUAUAUGUCUCCUGUUGUUUGUGAGAGACUCUGAGGCAGGUACUGGAUUAAUUCACGGAAGAAAUGGAGCAUUUUGAAAUGUGGUUGUAAAGCCAUAAAGUGGCUGGAGGGACUCAGGGGCAGCUGUAGAGUUUGAAACUACUUUGGAUUCUUUUUUUCAAGCUGCCCAACCUUCAAGUGACCAUGUCCCACUGAACUGUCCCAUUUUAUAAACAACUUUCCAGUGUCACAUUAACAAUUUAGGAAUAACCAGCGGUGACGUUCUUGUCAACCUGAGCAGGGAGGGAGAUCCGGAACAGUGUUAGCUUUUUCCUGGGCAUUGCAUGGGGAAAAUCAGGUUCUGGUUAGCACCACCCCUGUUGGGUCAACUGCCGAGUCCCCUUUCCCCUGAAGGAGGGAUUGCAAGUAGCCCCAGUUAGUUUUACAAAAGUCACGCUUGGACAUGGUGGUCACUGCCCUACUAGAAAAGGGCCAUACCACCCACUCCCACUGGAAUAGCUUUAAAACCACACCAAUAACUCAAGCAGUAGUUUGGUUUUUAAACAGUACUUUUUGUACAUUCUGUAAAUAAUUCCCUACAGUUAUACACCAAUCCCUGCCUGGGGGAUGCGAUUACAAACAUUCAGCAUCUUUGAGAAAAGCACAGCAAUUGGUUACAAUACCUGAGUGAGCUAAAUCUUUACUACAAUUUAG